AUGUCCAACAGCAGCUCCAUCACCCAGUUUCUCCUCCUGCCGUUCACAGACACAUGGGAGCUGCAGCUCUUGAACUUCUGGCUCUUCCUGGGCAUCGACCUGGCUUCCCUCCUGGGCAACGGCCUCAUCAUCACCACCAUAGCCUGGGACCAGCACCUCCACACCCCCAUGUACUUCUUCCUCCUUAACCUCUCCCUCCUUGACCUGGGCUUCAUUUCCACCACUCUCCCCAAGUCCAUGGCCAAUUCCCUCUGGAACACCAGGGCCAUCUCCUACACAGGAUGUGCUGCCCAAGUGUUUCUGGUUGUCUUUUUAGCUUCAGCAGAGUAUUGGCUCCUCACCAUCAUGGCCUAUGACUGCUACGUUGCCAUCUGCAAACCCCUGCACUACAGGACCCUCCUGGGCAGCAGAAUCUUCAGGGCUGUGCUGAGGAUCCCCUCUGAGCAGGGUCGGCACAAAGCCUUUUCUACGUGCCUUCCUCACCUGGCCGUGGUAUCUCUAUUCGUCAGCACUGUCAUAUUAUCUCACUUGAAGCCCCCUACCAUCUCCUCCCCAUCCCUGGAUCUGGUGGUGUCUGUUCUGUACUCAGUGGUGCCUCCAGCAGUGAACCCCCUCAUCUACAGUAUGAGGAACAAGGAGAUCAAGGAUUCAGUGUGGCAACUGAUGACUGGCUGCUUUCCAAAGCAAUAA
This is a messenger RNA of Columba livia (rock pigeon), 690 nucleotides long. Its product is annotated as olfactory receptor 14I1-like. The coding region runs from base 1 to 690 and encodes 229 amino acids. The transcript is spliced from 2 exons. Gene Ontology annotation, cellular component: membrane. Gene Ontology annotation, molecular function: G protein-coupled receptor activity; olfactory receptor activity; odorant binding. NCBI's taxonomy places the organism in Eukaryota, Metazoa, Chordata, Aves, Columbiformes, Columbidae. The record is from RefSeq and is a predicted model, not a curated record. Gene Ontology annotation, biological process: G protein-coupled receptor signaling pathway.